Molecule: messenger RNA, 4178 nt
Organism: Frankliniella occidentalis (western flower thrips)
Lineage: Eukaryota; Metazoa; Arthropoda; Insecta; Thysanoptera; Thripidae
Product: CUE domain-containing protein 2
Exons: 8
Coding region: 232-1170 (312 amino acids)
Source: RefSeq, a predicted model, not a curated record
ACUCUGCUCUGCUUCAGCCCACUUCCUCCAGUCUGCGCCACCCGCGCUUUCUGCCUGAUAGUUUUCAUUCCGAGUUUUGUUUAUACACUUUGACAGGAAGCCCAAAACAGCCCUGUAUUCUGUAAAAUUGCGGGAUUUUUCGGCCCUCUACGCAGUUAAGUGUUUGUCGUCGUCGGAAGACCCACUUUGAAUCGCCAGAACACGAGUCUCGUAUUGUGGGAAGUUUUCAGAAUGAGUCUACAAACCAUUGCUGAUCAGACGGACCUCAUCAAGGAGUCACUUCUUUCUUUCAUUCAAACCAAAUUGCCCGAAGCACAGCUAAUUGUUGAUGACAUAGUAUUAAAUUACUUUGUAAGCAUCCUAGAAGAACUUGGGGAAAGCCAAGAGCACUCUGACUUUGACAUUGAUGGCUUUUGUGAAAUGAUGUCAGGAUUUGUUGAAAAUUUCUCAACAAUUCCUCAAGUUGAGGUAGCUACAUGGAUGUUUGAAUUGGAAGCAAGACUCCGUGAUCUUCGCAAUCAUGUCAACAGUGAUGAGCGGAAGGCAGAGUUUUUGUCAGCUUUGUUGGCUCCCAUUGUACUUGAAUCAUCCAAACAAACAACUCGUACCCCUCAUACAUCAGAGUCGAGCCUUCCUGGUAAUGAGGACCCGCCAGCCAAACGAGUUUACUUAUUGUCAGAAACAAGCGACGGGGCAUCUGAUGGCUCAAGCAGUGGUGAUUCUCUAAGUGCUUAUGAUGAAGCUGUGUAUGUUCUGCAAGAGAUGUUCCCUACAGCAAGUCUCCCAGAAAUACAGCACUGUGUAUCAGUAGGAGAAGGAGAUGCAGGACGAGCAGCUCAACUUGUCAUUGAUCGCAUGGAAACAGGCCUGAGCAUUUUGCCUUCAACAGCUGUGUUGCAGAAGGGAGUUAUGCGCGAUAAGCCAGUAAAUGAUGAUGAAUUGAAAUCUCGUAUCAUUGCCAAAUAUAGUUAUGUUGACCGUGAAGAUGACCAUCGUGAGCACCAUCCAAUCCAACCAAAAUCUGAACCAAAGAAACUUGUGCGCUAUCGAGACAAUAAAAUUGUAAGCUUGAAGGGAGAGCGCUUUACAGAGGUCAAGAAGGAGGAUAUGGAAGAGCCAAAGAAACCUGUGGCUUCUGUUAAGCCACCAAGGAAGAGUAAUAACCACUGAUCUUUGUAGCAAGCGGCCGUCUGGGGCACGGACCGCUUUGCACGCUUUGCAGCAAAUAGGCCCCUACUAGUCAUCACAGAGCGCAGCCCAGAGAGAUAGUAAUAGUGUAAGCGCAGUGCAGUCUCAGACGGAGUCAGCAGCUGCGAAUUUGGGUGAUGUUGCUCAGUAGGGCAGUUCAGUGUCAUACCAACUCCUCUGUGAUGUUAUUGAGAUAUAUCUUUGUCAUCUCCACAUUCUGUCACAUUAUUUGUGCUUCAUCUGUGCCAGUGAAAUCUAUAUUCAUAUCUUCUGCAAGGUAUUCAAGAUAUGCUAGAAGUGUUAACCAAUUGUAACAUGGUGAGAUAAAGCCAGGUAGAUUCAAGUGACAUAAGAGAAUGUUAAUUCCAAGUUUAGGAUCCAUCAGUCUCUUCUCUGUUCUUCCCCAAUUAGGUUUUUUUUCUCCCACUUUUCCUUUUUGUACUUUUAGAAUCAUGUUAUGUUCAAAGAUGAGGUGUAAUACCAGCUUCUUUAUGUUUUUGUUUUUUUAAACUGAAAUAUUCAUCUCUUGCAUGGUUUGUCAAUGAUUUAUUUACCUUUGCACUCCCUAUUCCGUUGAUAUCUUGUUCAAGCCUUGUACUCAGUAUUCUUAUUCAUGACAAAUCCAUUCUGUACAUAGAUGUGUGUUGAAAAAGUAACUAAAAAUUUCAUAAAAAAAGUCAUCAACCUUAGUAAUUUUUUUGUAGCCUCACUGAAUUUGUUUAUUGAUGUCUCUUUCUGUCUUUCUUUUCAUAGAUUAUACAUUCCAAUAGCAAUAGAUUUUUUUCCAUAUUUUGGAUCAUUUCUAGCCUUAAGAGUAAAUUGGUUCUCAGUUAUCAAAAAUCACAAUGCAUGUACGUAAAAGGUAUGUGGUGUGGCAGAAGAAUGAAAGGAGAGUUUGUGCUCAAAACACUUGUAUUUCACCUUGCCCUCUGUUUGACAUAGGAAUUAUAAGUCUGAUGAUUUGACUAAUGAGAUUUACAUCAUUGUAGAAGAAGCUCUUGACCCAGUCACUUUAUAUGUAUGUGGCUUUGUUUUAAUUCAGGAGGGAGGUUUUCAGUGUUCACUUUGUUUGUUAACACUUUUCUUAUUAUUAAUUAAUUAUUUUAUGCAUUUACCGUCAAUCGCAAAGGUUAACAUGUUGGAAACGCACAUGAUCUUUUAGAAAUAUUCUGGUGCUUUCCAUUGAAGACAUUAAAGUUCUUCACUUCAACUGUGCUCCUUUUGUAGUUGUUGUUCACCAGUUUGCUCUCUUUCACUUCCAGCUCUUAAACUUAUUUGUAUUUUUCUUACUUCUUUAGACAGCUUUGGCUGUGUAUGUACUGCAUCCACACUGUUGGGUGCUUUUAUUUUGUAUUUAGUUUUACGCAAUCCAUGCAAUGGUUUACAGAGCGGUUUUUAUUACUUUGUCAUUUGUCAUCAUCACAUAUUUUAAUUAUAGCAAAUUUGUUUUUGCUAAUAAGCCAAACUAUACCAAAGAGAUUUAUUUGCUUUGUGAGAAUAUUGUUGUGUUCUACUGAAAACCCUGCCAGUUUCAGUUACCUUCUUUAAAGUUUAUUUAUUAAUGUACUUUACAAAAGUUAUUUGUUUUUAAAGCCUUUGAGCUAAGUUAAUGAGACAGCAGUAUUAUGAAUGUGUUUCUUUUUCCCUUCAACUAAAUUUUCUUUUUUUGGUGUAAUGUAAUUUGAAUUUCCGAAACCUUGGUCAAUAGUUGUUUCCAGAGUUUCUCAGUGUGUAUCUUAGUACUGUGUCUUUGUUAAUAGCUUUGUUUGUAUUUGUAGGAAUGUAUUAUUAUAAAUUACAUUCUCUCGUGAAUCUUAACCAUCUUGUAUGUAGUGUACGUAGUAUAAUAUUGAGAUAAAUUAUCUGCUUUGUGUAUGUUGGAUUGCUGUUCAUCUAUCAGGAAGCGUCUUGGUACUUAAUCGUUCCUCUAAAAGUUUGGCUUUGCUUUCAGACCAUGUAGCAUCUACAUACAAGUUGAUCUCAUUGUAAAUUUUAAUAUUGAGCCAUACUUGGAGUACCUUAUUACUUGAUCAAAUUCCAAUCAAUUCCACAGAGAAAUGGAAAGAAAUGUUAUGCCUGCUCCAUGCGGCUCCAUGGUAUAAAUGGUCUGUAACAGUGGGAAGGUGCUCCUGUUGUUGUAUGCAAGAUAGAAAUGAUCCCCUCCCCCGUUAAAAAUGGUUGUAUUUGUAACUCUUCGUCAAUGUGUGACAAAUUUAUUUCUUCUCUCCCCUUGUAACUUGUUUUAUCAGAUCAAUUCUGUUAUACAGUAGUUGGGCUGUGUUUUAAAUAUUUCAUUUGUAGAUAUGUAUGAUUAUUAGAACUGUUCCUAAUACUAUAUUAACAAAUUUAACCCAAGAAGAUAAUUUAAGCAUUUAUCCUUUGUAAAAUUGAACAUAGCAUUCCCAAGGAAACCAGCUCUAUCAAAAAUGUAAGUUUCUGCUCAGCUUUUACAACAUAAUAGUACUUGUUUACUAUAUGAUAAGCCAUACCUACACCUGCCUUGCCAUGAUCUAGCAUUAUCUUUUUUCCGGUUGGUCAAACUUUCAGUAUCUUUAAUUUAAAUCCCACUAAUCAUGCAAUUUUAAAUUACCUGUUUUGUUUUAUUUAAAAAUCAGUUAUAAAUCUCUUAAUUGUUAAGAAGUAGCAUUUGUUUGGUGUUGGGAAAUUUUUGUGUUGUUUUGAGACUUGUACAAUUUUUUCUUGUUUUUGCUUAUUUAUAUUUGAAAUUACAACUUGUGCUUAGGUGUGCAAAGGCAUUGAACAGUUUUAAAAACGCUUAUUUCAUUCCCUUGUUUUACAGUGGUGGGAAUUUAAGUUCCUGCCCAUGUAGAAAUGGUUACAACACAUAAUCUCUAAUUUGGACUGUCAAUAGAAAUACCGUAGUUCACCCUGUUUCCAGGUAUUUCCUUUGAACUCAAGACUUCUCAAUCUGAGGAGUAUGAAUCUCAAUUUUUCCCCAAAUAUAUACAUAAAGUUCUUCUUGUGCAUAA